AUGCCGAGGACAUAUAAAAAGGUUGAAAGGCCAUAUACGAAAGCCACAAUUCAACUUGCUGUGCAGGAAGUUAAAGAUGGUUCCUCCAUUAGAGCAGCCAGUGCCAAGCAUCACAUGUCAUAUUCUCUUUUGAGAAAGCAUGACAAGAGAAGUGAAAGUGAAGAAUCUUUCAAGGAUGAUAUGAGGGGAAAGAAGACGGUACUUGCAACUGAAGUGGAAGAGAAGAUUGCAGAUACAAUCAAGAGAAUGGAGAAAAUGGGACUAGGGCCAACACUGUUAGAGUUUCGUGAGAUUGUCAAAGAUUUCUUGCUUGCCAAUGGACUAGAGACAGUGUUUAAAGAUGGCAUGCCUGGUUAUGAAUGGGCAACUGCCUUCAUGCACAGGCACAACAUGACUCUGAAGACCGGUGGUAUGAUGCAACUGGCAAGGAAGAGUGUAACUAGUGAUCCAUUCGUCAUUUAUGGCUUCUAUGAGCUUCUGAGACAAGAAAUGGCACGACUUGAGAUCAUGGAACGCCCAGAGUGUAUCUGA
This is a messenger RNA of Eriocheir sinensis (Chinese mitten crab), 531 nucleotides long. RefSeq lists its product as uncharacterized. The record is from RefSeq and is a predicted model, not a curated record. The transcript has 2 exons. The coding region runs from base 1 to 531 and encodes 176 amino acids. Lineage: Eukaryota; Metazoa; Arthropoda; Malacostraca; Decapoda; Varunidae.